AAUUGUGUACGCUUUAGUGGCUUUGUAGAAAUCCAUGCAUUGAAUCGAAAGUCAGCCAUGUAAAUGCAUCCCUUGUGCAAAAUAUUACUUAAAUGAAUACCAGGUUCUUGACAUUUUUGUGGUGACACUCAUUUGUUCCCCAUCGCAAAAAAUAUUCGAUAUCCAAAAUAGAGAAACAAAUUCUCCGCGACAAGACGGCUAUUUUAAAAAGUUUCCAGCCCGCCAGGAACCGCCACACCCUCCCUUCCCAGGUGAGUCACAGGUGAGGGGCCCGAGCGAGGCUAGACAGGUACGCGAUACUCCCAACACAACAUGCAGUCCGCAAGGAGGGGCGACUCCUGGUUGUUUUCCGAAACUUUGUGCUUCUGAGGACUUGUGAGGACUUCUGAGUGGAAGGGCCAUUUCCUAGGCGGUGGUGGCGGUGACGGAAAAGUGAAGUAAUACUCGAAAGUGGAGAGAUCCCGUAAAGUAAUAAGAACGGUGGAGGUGAUUGUGUGAAGGAGAAAUGCGGUUGAAGAAAUCGAGGAACGUUGUGUAGAGGCACCUCAAGUAUUGCUGUGAAAGAACAGUAGUUAGAGUCGGAAUUAUUGGUCGAUGUGGAGAACGACCGUGACCGAUUGCUUUCCGAGACUCUAGCGGGAACUCUCCCUGAGCGAGUAGGGUGUGGCGCGGGUGGACGAAGGGCACCUCUCCUCUGCUUGCCCAGCUGAUUUAUCACAACAAAGAUGGUGGUGCCCCCAAGAGACCGUCGCACCACGGCGGGGUGGUGGGCCAUCGGCUUCCACGUCCUGGCCUUCGUCCUUAUUUGCAUCAGCAUGUUCACAACCUAUUGGCUCCAGGCCGAGAACAAGGCCUAUGGCACGGCCGUGGAGAGCGUGGGCCUGUGGACGCAGUGCUUCAGAUCGUACACCACGCGGGAGGACGUGCAUAAAGAGCGCUUCUUUGUAGGGUGUCGCUGGAUCUUCGACCCCUUCACUACGGGGUACGAGGAGGUCCAGGGAGACUUGCAGUCACCAUUCUUCGUCACAGUCCAGGUCUUCUACACCUUCUGCUUCACGUUGUCACUGCUUGGCGCUGGUCUCACGGGCGUUCUCAUCCUCUGUCCUGGUGAAGAUUUUGAGAAAUACGUCUUGAAGCUGGCCUACAUUGACCUCUUCAUCUCAUGGUUCUUUGGCUUUAUUGCUGUGAUAGUCUUUGGAGCUAUGGGUGACAACCGUGACUGGAUGCCCCAUUGGGACCACAAUCAUCUUUCUUGGUCCUUUGGUCUCGCUGUGGUGGGUGUUGUAGCAGAAUUUGUUGCAGCUGUUCUCUUCUGGGUUGAGUACCGCAUCCAGAAGCGAAAGGAGUCCUAUCGCCAAAGCCAUGGAGUUUUCACACUAGAAGGGGGAACCAAGAAUUAAGAAGCCUCUCAGAGCCUAUUUAAAUGUUGCCAAGGAACACACUGCAGCUUGUCUGCAUAUCCCCUUCCCCAGUACUUGACUCAGAAGGAAGGGAAGGUACAUUUCCUGUCCAUCAAUCUAAGAAGUAUUUCUCAGAAUAAUAUUAGAAGACAGGAUUUGUUCUUUGGAAAACUGUCGUACAUUUCAGCAAAGAGAGCUUGGAAGGGUCAGGAAGAGAUGCCACGGCCAACACACGCAAAGUGUUCUCUUUUGAAAAGUGACCAGGAUGAAUCUAAGUCUAGGUUUUAUGGUAAUUGAGACUGUGCAUUGCAAAGAAUUUGGUAGUACUCUGUCAUAGUUCUAUGCUCAAUUUAGUUCAGUUAAAACCACUGUUAAAUUCUCACUAAGGUGUGGCAUCAUUAUUAUUAUCUUUUUUUUUUUUUUUUUUUUUUUUUUCCCCCUCCUCCUCCUCCUCCUCCUCCUCCAUAUAUGUACUAAAUGUCUAGGGACUGCAUACCAAAGCAAUUUUCCAGUCAAUCAUAGGUGAACUUGAGUGGCAAUUCCAGGAGGUGGCGAUAUUUUGUAGACAUUUUACUUAACAUUUUCAUUAUUUUGUAUUGUUACAUGGUCUUGAAAGCAACACUUUCAGAAAAGUUUGAUUUUGAUAUGUAUUUCUGUGCUAGACUUACAUAUUGAGUAUGGAGUCAAGACCAGAUCUAUACACUGAGAUAUUGGACCUUUUUUUUUUUAUAUAUAUAGAUGUUAGUUGUAUUUCUUUGAGCCAAUAUUUUCUUUGGCUACCUGUCUGUCUUGUGUUUUAGCAAAGUAAGUGUCUUUGAUGAGGUUUUGUCCAGAACAUUCCAGUGGUACCUCAAAGCAACUCAUUCCGUCCAAUUUUUGGCCUUUUAAUACUGUUUGCAUUCGAUGGCUGUGUCCAUAAGAGGUUGGUUGUUCAUAAGAAAGAAUAAUUCAUGCUCUUUAUAGCUGGACUAGAAUAAACAUUUCUCCCAGAAAUGUUUGAUAAAGAUAAUAUUUAUGAUUAAUAGCAUUUCUUGUGUGUACUAGAGCUUUUUCUCAUGCUCUUUGCAUUAAAAAAGGAACAAUAUGUAUUAUCUUUGUUGCCAGCAUGUAUGUUGAACAUUGAUUAAAUAUUUUUAAUAUACAAUGGAAAUUAAAAUAUUUUCUAUUUUCAUAUCACAAAGUUGUUUUUGCACAAGGAAAUUUUAGUGCCAAUGAAAAUAUUUUGACUUCUGCUGCAGCCAAGAUAAAGUAUAUUUUAUACUGUUGUGAUAACAUAUCACAAAUACCAAUAAAAGUUCAAAGUUCA
Penaeus indicus is the source of this 2706-nucleotide messenger RNA. RefSeq lists its product as uncharacterized. The transcript is spliced from 4 exons. The record is from RefSeq and is a predicted model, not a curated record. Gene Ontology annotation, cellular component: membrane; septate junction. Gene Ontology annotation, biological process: septate junction assembly; regulation of tube size, open tracheal system. Bases 726 to 1400 code for a protein of 224 amino acids. Lineage: Eukaryota; Metazoa; Arthropoda; Malacostraca; Decapoda; Penaeidae.